Helianthus annuus (common sunflower) is the source of this 1245-nucleotide messenger RNA. Its product is annotated as extensin-like. The record is from RefSeq and is a predicted model, not a curated record. Lineage: Eukaryota; Viridiplantae; Streptophyta; Magnoliopsida; Asterales; Asteraceae. The coding region runs from base 1 to 1245 and encodes 414 amino acids. The transcript is spliced from 3 exons.
AUGGCUAAGUCUGAAGAAGUAAACAGUCACUCCGAGGAAGGACCAGAUAACACUAGAAUACAUAUAACUGGUGCGGAGCUACAAGCAUUAGUAGAAAAUGAUGUUGCCAAAGCCACUGAAAGGCAGUAUAGUGAACCAAGCAGGACCCGAAGUAGGGCCCGGUCCGCGCCACAUUCCAAGACCAAGGAUCAUUCUGAGGCUCACACCAAACCACUCUCUAAGAAGGAUGCAUCUAAGAAAGACGAGCUAAAGAAGAAUGAUGAGGAUAAUCACUCCUCUAACCACAUCAGUAUUCCGAAAAAGGAGAUCAAGCAGAAACAUGGAUCGCACAGCCUGUUCAACCCUGCUGACUACCUUGACGUGCCUAUGGGUUUUAACCCACUUGGACCAGAAGACCAUUUCCCUGGCGACAAUGCGAUGGAGGUCGAUGAAGAUACCGAUCCCUCAAUGCCACCAUCUGGAACUCUGAACCACCCUAUCGAGAUUUCUGAUGGGUCACCUUUCGUGGGAUCACCAUACAAUGGUCCCGACAGCUAUGAGGAGAGAUUCAGGCAGCAUGACUGGGUAUUUACCCCUAGUUACCAUAACUCUCCCCUGCACCAGCCACAGCACAGCUCUCCCUUGCACCUCCAGCAACAGCAGCCACAGCAGCAGCAAAAUCCUUCUGAGGAUUACCGGCGUGACGUGGUCACUCCACCGCCGCCACCACCUCCGGUUUUGCCUCCUCCGCCUCCGAGCAGCCGAUACUCGCCACUUCACGAAGAACCAGAGAUGGGAGAAUCUUCACACCCCGUCUCAGAGGUAACAUCUGCGCCAAUCGCGCCACCACCACCACAGGAUUUUGGGAACCCAAUCCCCGCUUAUACUAGUGCGGCCGCAUAUAACCCCUUCGAGCCGACUUUUCCCCCAGGUUAUAACUAUACAGAGGAUCCCUACUGGGUAGCUGCGAACUACAACUCUCUCAAUCCGGAAGGUACUUUUGGAGGUCCCUGGGCUACGGGACAAUCGACCUAUGGAUACCCAUCAUAUGGAUAUCAGCAGCCGCAGCCUCCUCAACCACCGCAAUAUACGCUACCACCACCGGCACCGAUGAUGUCGCCGCCACAAGUUCAAGAAAUCCUUCAAGGGAUAAAUGAUGUGCGACUUGAGAUGCGGCAUGAGUUACGGGAAGAGCGUCGGCAUAAUCGCGGGAUGUUUAAGAAGAUGGUGGAUUUGAUCAAGGGAAAAGGCAAGAAGGACUACUAA